Messenger RNA from Pan troglodytes (chimpanzee), 2307 nucleotides. RefSeq names its product arachidonate 12-lipoxygenase, 12S type (gene ALOX12). The transcript is spliced from 14 exons. The record is from RefSeq and is a predicted model, not a curated record. NCBI's taxonomy places the organism in Eukaryota, Metazoa, Chordata, Mammalia, Primates, Hominidae. Bases 1 to 1992 code for a protein of 663 amino acids. Gene Ontology annotation, molecular function: protein binding; oxidoreductase activity, acting on single donors with incorporation of molecular oxygen, incorporation of two atoms of oxygen; iron ion binding. Gene Ontology annotation, biological process: lipid oxidation.
AUGGGCCGCUACCGCAUCCGCGUGGCCACCGGGGCCUGGCUCUUCUCCGGGUCGUACAACCGCGUGCAGCUUUGGCUGGUCGGGGCGCGCGGGGAGGCGGAGCUGGAGCUGCAGCUGCGGCCGGCGCGGGGCGAGGAGGAGGAGUUUGAUCAUGACGUUGCAGAGGACUUGGGGCUCCUGCAGUUCGUGAGGCUGCGCAAGCACCACUGGCUGGUGGACGACGCGUGGUUCUGCGACCGCAUCACGGUGCAGGGCCCUGGAGCCUGCGCGGAGGUGGCCUUCCCGUGCUACCGCUGGGUGCAGGGUGAGGACAUCCUGAGCCUGCCCGAGGGCACCGCCCGCCUGCCAGGAGACAAUGCUUUGGACGUGUUCCAGAAGCAUCGAGAGAAGGAACUGAAAGACAGACAGCAGAUCUACUGCUGGGCCACCUGGAAGGAAGGGUUACCCCUGACCAUCGCUGCAGACCGUAAGGAUGAUCUACCUCCAAAUAUGAGAUUCCAUGAGGAGAAGAGGCUGGACUUUGAAUGGACACUGAAGGCAGGGGCUCUGGAGAUGGCCCUCAAACGUGUUUACACCCUCCUGAGCUCCUGGAACUGCCUAGAAGACUUUGAUCAGAUCUUCUGGGGCCAGAAGAGUGCCCUGGCUGAGAAGGUUCGCCAGUGCUGGCAGGAUGAUGAGUUGUUCGGCUACCAGUUCCUCAAUGGUGCCAACCCCAUGCUGUUGAGACGCUCGACCUCUCUGCCCUCCAGGCUAGUGCUGCCCUCGGGGAUGGAAGAGCUUCGUGCUCAACUGGAGAAAGAACUUCAGAAUGGUUCCCUGUUUGAAGCUGACUUCAUCCUUCUGGAUGGAAUUCCAGCCAACGUGAUCCGAGGAGAGAAGCAAUACCUGGCUGCCCCCCUCAUUAUGCUGAAGAUGGAGCCCAAUGGGAAGCUGCAGCCCAUGGUCAUCCAGAUUCAGCCUCCCAACCCCAGCUCUCCAACCCCAACACUGUUCCUGCCCUCAGACCCCCCACUUGCCUGGCUCCUGGCAAAGUCCUGGGUCCGAAAUUCAGAUUUCCAACUGCACGAGAUCCAGUAUCACUUACUGAACACUCAUCUGGUGGCUGAGGUCAUCGCUGUCGCCACCAUGCGGUGCCUCCCAGGACUGCACCCCAUCUUCAAGUUCCUGAUCCCCCAUAUCCACUACACCAUGGAAAUCAACACCCGGGCCCGGACCCAACUCAUCUCAGAUGGAGGAAUUUUUGAUAAGGCAGUGAGCACAGGUGGAGGGGGCCAUGUACAGUUGCUCCGUCGGGCGGCAGCUCAGCUGACCUACUGCUCCCUCUGUCCUCCUGACGACCUGGCUGACCGGGGCCUGCUGGGACUCCCAGGUGCUCUCUAUGCCCGUGAUGCUUUACGGCUCUGGGAGAUCAUUGCCAGGUAUGUGGAGGGGAUCGUCCACCUCUUCUACCAAAGGGAUGACGUAGUGAAGGGGGACCCUGAGCUGCAGGCCUGGUGUCGGGAGAUCACGGAGGUGGGGCUGUGCCAGGCCCAGGACCGAGGUUUCCCUGUCUCCUUUCAGUCCCAGAGUCAACUCUGCCAUUUCCUCACCAUGUGCGUCUUCACGUGCACUGCCCAGCAUGCCGCCAUCAACCAGGGCCAGCUGGACUGGUAUGCCUGGGUCCCUAAUGCUCCAUGCACAAUGCGGAUGCCCCCACCCACCACCAAGGAAGAUGUAACGAUGGCCACAGUGAUGGGGUCACUACCUGAUGUCCGGCAGGCCUGUCUUCAAAUGGCCAUCUCAUGGCAUCUGAGUCGCCGCCAGCCAGACAUGGUGCCUCUGGGGCAUCACAAAGAAAAAUAUUUCUCAGGCCCCAAGCCCAAAGCUGUGCUAAACCAAUUCCGAACAGAUUUGGAAAAGCUGGAAAAGGAGAUUACAGCCCGGAAUGAGCAACUUGACUGGCCCUAUGAAUAUCUGAAGCCCAGCUGCAUAGAGAACAGUGUCACCAUCUGAGCCCUAGAGUGACUCUACCUGCAAGAUUUCACAUCAGCUUUAGGACUGACAUUUCUAUCUUGAAUUUCAUGCUUUCCUAAAGUCUCUGCUGCUAAGGCUCUAUUUCCUCCCCCAGUUAAACCCCCUACAUUAGUAUCCCACUAGCCCAGGGGAGCAGUAAACUUUCUCUGCAAAGACUAGAUCCUUUUUUACGCUUUGCAGACCGCAUAGUCACUGUCUCAACUACUCAGCUCUCCUGCUGCAGCAUGAAGGCAGCCACAGACAACAUAGAAAUGAGUGUGACUAUGUUCCAAUAAAACUUUAUGGACACUGAGA